UUUACAGCUGGGCUCACAACAACAAUUUAACAGCGAAGGAUAUUUGGAUGUGUCCGAUUUAAUGAAAAUAUAAAAGUUCAAUUAAACAACCGUUUCACAUCAGUAAAAAAUACAUGUAACCUUUCACGAAAAUAAAUCGGCAUAAAAUGACCAGCGACACUGAUUCAUCCGCAUCCUCAUCCUCAUCAUCUGAGAAGUAUAAAAAGCAUAAAAAAAAUAAGAAAAUAAAAUGCAAAUCUGAGAAAAAAAAGCACAGACACAAGGAAAAGAAAGCUAAGCGUCACAAGGAUAUUAAGCACAAUCGUCAAGAAAGGCACCGAGUAAAGCUGGCCAUUACGCUGCCAAUGCAAGCUGAGAAAAGAGCAGAACUUGAGCACAAUGACGACGCUUUCGGUCCAGCGCUACCACCACAUUUGCUCAAAGAUGAGCCCAAAGUCGAGAAGGCUUUGAUAGGUCCAGUUUUACCCCGUGAAUUUUCACAAUUAACUGAUAGUACGAAAGUAGCUGAACCUUGCGAAAUGGAGGUAUUAAAUGAGGAUGGCGAAGAACAUGACAUGGCGUUUUCCUACGGUCCUAUGCCUACACCUGCUGACGGCGAGGGCAUGAUACCAAUGAGCGCCACCCAAAUAGAAUUAGAAGAGCGCGCACUAGAAUUAAAGCUUGCAGCCAUAGAAAGUGGAACUGGACAAUCGGUGGAUGUCAAAGUACGUGAAGAGUGGAUGUUAGAACUACCAGCGGUUGGAUUGAAAGGAGGAUUAGCGGCACUUGCGAACAUGAAGCGUACAUUUCAUCAGGGCAAGGAAAGGCCCGAUUUUAGUGACCGCUCCUCUUGGACAAAAACGCCCCAAGAUGCAGAGAAUCCCACCCCGAGUACAUCGAAGGAUGCCACAAAAGUCGAGGUAUUAAAACGAAACGCUGAGGCCGCAUAUGAGAGAAAACGUGACGAGGAGCAAGAACGAAUUGCUAAAAAACACAAAAAGGACCACAAACGAGAUGAAUCGUUGGUUGAAAUGCAUCAAAAGAAGUUGCGUAAGGAGCAAAGGAAGAAGGAAAAAGAAUUAGCUGCGGCGGGCGCUAAACCCGAGCGUCGACCAUUUAGCCGUGACGUGGAUUUAAAAUUAAAUAAAAUUGAUAAGAAUCAAACAAAACAAAUAGUUGAUAAAGCAAAAAUACUGAAUACGAAAUUUGCAACUGGUAAAACAAAAUAUCUCUAA
This is a messenger RNA of Anastrepha obliqua, 1214 nucleotides long. RefSeq names its product GPALPP motifs-containing protein 1. The record is from RefSeq and is a predicted model, not a curated record. Bases 147 to 1214 code for a protein of 355 amino acids. The transcript has 4 exons. Lineage: Eukaryota; Metazoa; Arthropoda; Insecta; Diptera; Tephritidae.